GUGCCCGAGAGGAAGCACAACCCUGUGCCCAAGGCCAAGCAGAAGCCGGAGGUGGUAAGGGCAGCCGGCAGUGAGGUCUCAGGCGAUCGUGGCACUUCUCGCCCGGAGUCAAAGGCUCCCAAGGCUCCCAGGCUCCCAGGCUUGGAGCUGUGA
Messenger RNA from Symbiodinium sp. CCMP2592, 153 nucleotides. Lineage: Eukaryota; Dinophyceae; Suessiales; Symbiodiniaceae. The record is from the annotation of a GenBank genome assembly.